UUCUUGUACAAUCCUGCUUACCAUACCGUAUUGAAGACCUUGCGCAUGUUUACAGAUGAGCUUGGGGAAAAGCCCCUAUCAAAGAAUACAACCACUAAUUCCGAUAAACUUAUGGAUCGUCGUUCCUCAGUCCACUUUGAUUCUGUGGAUGGAGGAGGACCAUCUUUCCCAAACAAACAGUCACCUAUCGACUCCGACUCGAUACAGGAUACUCACUCUUCAUCCGCCUCAUCUACAAGAGCCACACAAGGAUCCUCUGAUGUCUCUAGAAUGAGUCUAGACUCAUUUUCCGAAGGUCCUGUGUGUCACCCAACUUCGGGCCGCACGUCUCGCUCUCUUCCUCAGCUUCCCAUCAAGACCCCAACUGGCUUCGCUCACCCUUUCAUCAGUACUCAUCCGUGGGCUCAUCUAGUUCGUCCUCGCGGACUCCAACUUAGAUCACUUACGGAAAACGACGUGACCAACACAUUGCCAGUUGAGGACUAUCGUCACCUCACCCCGUCCGGCUACCUUGAGUACAAGUUUACUAAAUGGCUGUUUCCAUUCGUGAACUCGCCAGACGAUGGUAAAAGAAAGCGCAUCCCCGUAGUGGAACUACAGACUCUAGACGCCGCCAUACGCUUUCGUCGGGAAGCUCUUUUGAUCAUAAAGGAAGUCCAGAGUGGAUCCUACACCCAUAGAAAAAACACAUGCCCUCCUUCACCCAUGGGCAAAAAUCCAACUCUCAUCCUUCCUCCAGCUGUCCACGGUCGUCGUCCGGUUCUUUACCAGGACUUUUUUGUGCCUGGACCGGAUCAAAAGGAGCUUCAGUGUAUCACUCUCGACCAAUUUGCCACCAAUAUCCAGUCCAACACUCGCGGAUUCGAUGAAUCCCUAGUCUCCGUCAAGGAUUUGGUUUGGGUUUGGACCAUAGAGCCUACUCCUCAGGCACUACUGGACCCCCAUACGGUCCUAAAGCGUGCUCGCUUCCCAUGCGUGGAUUUUAACGAUAGCGAAAUGUUCUUCUUCAGUGUUGCUUCAUUCGCAUUUGUAACGCCAAAAGUUGAGUCGUACAACGUCUUGGGAACAGUUGUACGAGCCUCCAGAAAACGAGGAGAGCCAUUAAAAGUUUUCGCGGCAUUUGAAGGAGCGCCAGAUGCCGUCCAAAUAACCCAGGAAAUCAGCGAAUUUCCACUAAGUCAAUUAAGCGAAGGCGAAGUGCUGGUAGCGCGAGUGCGAAGCAAUAUAUCUACAGCAAUUCGCUUUUCUGAACCGCCAGUAUCCGUAGAGGCUCGUAGAAAGCUCUGCGACCUUAUCCGUCAGACGAUGCCUUGUUACCCAAAGGAGGGUAUUUUACCGUUAACGGUGACAAAGCUCGAAUACAUCGAUAGGCUGUGGCUCAAAGAUCGUCUUAAUCAUUUCGACAGCUUUGUUGCCGAUCCGAGCUCGGCAAAGCAUUAA
This is a messenger RNA of Cylicostephanus goldi, 1440 nucleotides long. The record is from the annotation of a GenBank genome assembly. Lineage: Eukaryota; Metazoa; Nematoda; Chromadorea; Rhabditida; Strongylidae.